AGUGCGACAGACAGGCAGCAGCGGCGGGGCUUUCAUUACGACGUGGGGUAGAGACAAAGCGAUGGAUCCGGACUCAACCCCAAAAUGUUUCUGAUAACGUCUUCGUGUGAGGAGCUUCAGAAAUCCGCACAGGGGCGUCUACAUUUCACAACAUUGCUUAGCCAGAUCAUGGUAAAGGAGUCCCAUUGUUGACUGGCGUAGGGGAGGCUUCACCAUGUCCUGGGGUGGGUGUCAUGAAGACAGGAUGUGAUGUCACGUGGGGGGAUGGCAGAGAAUGGACACAGCCAUGGGGGGAAAUCUGUCCAAAUAUGCCCCCAUCUUCCUCGUCCUCGCACUGUCAGGAAUUCUCUUCCUCCUGCGGAACAUGCACACAUUGGAGAGGUGGAACUGCCAGUCGGUGUCCUCUCUCUACCAGCUCCAGAGCAGCAUCAGCUCUGCGUUCAAGCCCUCCGGGGACUUCCUGCCCCUGGACCACAACCACACGUACUGCCCCUUCCUGGGCCAGGAGCCGUCCAGCGAGGAGGCCCAUGAGGAGCGCUACCUCCUGGAGUCCAUCUCCUGGCCCGAGCCGCCCACGCCGGGCACGCCGCCGCUCCGCUUCAGCAGCGACCCGGCCCGCAGCUACUUCGUGAUCCAGCUGCCCGCCGGCGGCAGAGGCGCCUCGGGCCAGUCGGCGUGGCGCCUGGGCGGGAAGCUGGAAGUGGAGGUCCACAUGCUGAACUUCCUGGGCCAGCCCAAGAAGCACGGCGGCGACUUCCUGCUGGCGCGCAUCUACUCGCCGGAGCUGGGCGCGGGCGCCUCGGGCCGCGUCACCGACCGCCAGAACGGCCUGUACGCCGUGGAGCUGCCGCUGCUGUGGCUGGGCCCCGCGCAGGUGGAGGUGAUCCUGGUGCACCCGAGCGAGGUGGUGGCCGUGCUGCGGCGCCUGCGCGAGGAGCAGCCCGACCGCGUCUACUUCAAGAGCCUCUUCCGCUCCGGCUUCCUGUCCGAGACCACCGUCUGCAACCUGUGCCUGCGCACCGGGCCGCACCAGCCGGCGGUCUGCAACUACACCGACCCGCACUCCGGCGAGCCCUGGUACUGCUACAAGCCCCGGCUCCUGGACUGCGACACGCGCGUCAAUCACGCCAAAGGGGGCUACAAGAAGCACCUGCUCACCACCACCGAGUCCAUGCUGUUCAUGAGCUCUACUAUUAAAGCUCCCAUUCAAGCCCUCGGGAUGGACAACAUAACGAUUUCACCCGCUGUCAGAGAACUGUCAUUGAUUCGACGAGACAGAUCAAAGUUCAUGCCAUCUGGCUAUUACUACCAGGGCUCUUGGAGGCCUUUAUCUGGGAUCCCCAUACAGCAGUUCAAUGACUCAUUUGCCAUUACUCAGUGUCUGCGUGGAAAGCUCUUGUACAUGUUUGGAGACUCCACUGUUCGACAGUGGUUUGAGUACCUCAAUGCCUUCGUUCCAGAACUGAAAGAGUUCAACCUCUACAGCCCAAAGAACGUGGGGCCCUUCAUGGCGGUGGACAGCGUCCACAACAUCCUGCUGCAGUACCGCUGCCACGGCCCGCCCAUCCGCUUCUCCACCGUCUCCGCCAGCGAGCUGCGCUACGUGGCCAACGAGCUGGACGGCCUGCCCGGCGGGCCCGACACGGUGGUGGCGCUGAGCGUCUGGUCGCACUUCAGCACCUUCCCCGCCGAGGUGUACGUGCGGCGCCUGCGCCACAUCCGCCGCGCCGUGGCCCGCCUGCUGGACCGGGCGCCGGGCACGCUGGUGGUGCUGCGCUCGGCCAACCCGCAGAAGCUGGACGCCGAGGUGAGCCUGUACAACAGCGACUGGUUCUCCGCGCAGCUGGACGCGGUGCUGCGGGCCAUGUUCCGCGGCCUGCGCGGCGUGGUGCUGCUGGACGCCUGGGACAUGACGCUGGCGCACCCCACGCAGCCCCACAUGCUGCACCCGCCGCCGGACAUCGUCAAGAACAUGAUCGACCUCAUCCUGUCCCACGUGUGCCCAGCCAAAAAGGACAAGAAGACAUAGGGUGCCUCUCAUGCAGCGUUUAUACGUCCUCCCUCGCUCCUCGAUGCCUCGAUCCUCACUGAUCUACAUAAAGAAUGAUGGGGGGGGGGAAACAAUGGGAUAGUCUAUCCAGUGUUAGUUAUAGAUCAGUGGGAACGCCCCUCGAGGAUCGAGCAUCGAGGAUCGAGGAGGCAUGUUGAGAGGCACCCAUAGCCAGCAGAGGCAUCUGAAAGGGGAAGGGGAGGGACGUGUGUGUGUGUGAAAUGCAAGUCGUUCAGUCGGGGCCAAACAUGAUGUUUUUUUUUUUGUUUUGUCAUGGGGGUAUGUGUCUUUUAUACAGGGUCUCUUUGAGAGUCCCUUUUCCCUCCCUAUUGGAGAAGAGCGAGCGCUGCUGCACUUUCCUGCCCGGAGGCAUCAGCCCAAACGUGAACCGCGCGUUGGGUGUGGACUCGGUUCUUUGUCUGAGUAGUUCCCACCUCCUUUUAACGGCAAUUUGCUCACAGUCCAUUUGAAUUUGUGGAGCAAGAUUGAAUUGGGCGGGGGGGGGGAGGGGAGAUAAGCAGUAUGAUAAGGAAUACAGCGUAGACAUUUUCAAAUAGCCAAAUUGUGUGUUUUAUCUGCCGUCCGAUCCAUCUCUGUCUUGUCUUUGUUGCUUGCCUCCUCUCGAUCUGUCCUCUCUCCUCUCUUUCGUACUGUCUAACAUUUCAUCUUCAACUUCCUGUCAUCUCAAAGUUCUAUCCAGAUCUAUGGUAGUUGUUGCAUUGAGACUGGUAGAAAUCAGUUCAACACACAAAAGACAGGACCACACUUUCAAACAGUGCUGUGUUCUACAGUGCACUGAAACGCUGCCGUGUCUUGCUGCAGAUGACCUGGUCAGGGACUAUUCCAUCUUUCUGCUGCUAUUGCUGUUGUUCCAAAUAACUGAUGGUGUAUAAAGUUGUGACAUUACUCCAAGGUGUGGUGCCACGGGUAGGCUGUUAGACUUAAAACAAUGUUGCAUUACUACAGUAAUUUCCCGUGUAUAAGCCGCAGGGCAGUGUUUUAUGCAAGUUAAAUGAAACAAAACCAUAUUAAUUGCCCCCGUGUAUAAACCUCAUUGUUGAAGAAAUCUUGCAAAAUCGAUGUAUAAGCUGUGGCUAAUAGUCGGGAAAUUACAGCAAAGACAUGAGCUAUUUCUCAGUGUUGCAUUGCAUUUUGCACAUGUUGUCGUACAAGCUUAGCCAUGAAACAAUCACCAACAGAACAACAACAAGCACACAGCAUAGUCCCCAUAGUCUGUUCCCAUUAAAGGGAUCAGUUGUCUGUCUGAGACCAGCCACACUGAUGAAUGCAAACCACAUACACAUUGCACAGGACACGAUUAGUACAACUAUUUCUCAAAGUAAGAACUGAACAGGCUAGAUAUCUGAAGAGAGGUAGGCCACAUUGACCAGUAUGGUAUCACUGAACACCGGCUUUGCAGUGGUGGAAGAUCAUGAGUUUCACAUCAAUUUCAGUGCAAUAAGGUCUUUAAUUUGACCCAAAGGAGUAAAUGUAAGCCUAUAUAAUUGUUUUUGUAUUUUUUUAACUUGGCUUCAAGGUUUUGAUCAAGAAGAAUCAGAGAAUGCCGAAAUUAACAUUGUAAAGCAAUGUCAUGAUUCAUUAUGUGUAUUAUACAGGAUACAGGCAUGUAGAUACUCUGGACAUAGGACAUGCCACAAUUAAUUAGUCUCAAUCAGUGUAAUCUGCACAACUCGUUGUAGCGUUUGCUUCUAAUACCAGUGGUCCACUGUCAUGCUUUUAUCACGUAACCAUUUGGCUACUUGGAAAUGUAGCUGCUUACUGUGUACUCUUUGCCACUGUGCCAUUUGUUUCACGGAAAAGCCAUUACAGUAAGGCUCAUUACCAAACAUCACUGGAAAACCGGUUUGAGCACAAUUUUGCCUGAACAAAUACAGUCUAACACUCACAUGGGGUGCCAACUAGUUCAAGCGUAAAAGACUGCUUAUUUUCACCAAACUGUUUUGUGCGCAUAAUUCCUUGAUGGCCAAUGUGGAACUUGCUUAAGAUAAAAUAAACUAUUAUGCAUCUUGAGAA
This is a messenger RNA of Sardina pilchardus (European sardine), 4084 nucleotides long. It is a transcript of the gene nxpe3, whose product is annotated as neurexophilin and PC-esterase domain family, member 3. The record is from RefSeq and is a predicted model, not a curated record. The transcript is spliced from 6 exons. NCBI's taxonomy places the organism in Eukaryota, Metazoa, Chordata, Actinopteri, Clupeiformes, Clupeidae. The coding region runs from base 275 to 2029 and encodes 584 amino acids.